AUGCGCCACUUCGACACCUGGGUCCUCCGUGACCCUUAUUCUAUCUGGCACUAUUAUCCAACUGGCCAUCGCUGGCGCGACACCGUCCGUGAUUUAAUCCAAUCGCGUGCAAUCUGCUCCCCAGAGAACACCCUCCAUCCUAUAGACUGGAAUUUAAACCUCCAAUUCCAAUUCCAACCUCAAUCCCCCCUCCUCCGCCUUCCCCCCGAACUCCGCCAAAUAAUCUGGUCCUAUGUCCUCACCAACUCUUCCACAAACACCCAAACCCCCCAAACCAUCCAUUUAGUCCAACUAAAAGGCAAAAUCCGCCAUGUCCGCUGUCCAAUACCUCAGCAAAACCACCCAAACCACCCAAAUCCCUCCCUAACCCAAAACCGCCACUGCUGCCCCACAACCCCAGCCCGCUGGCGCAUCUACGACGGCCGCGUCCCAGGCCACAGCGACAGACUCCUCUACCCCCACACCCACUCCCACCUCCCUUCAACCCUAAGCAACAGCAACAGCGCCCUCCUCCGCGUCUGUCGCGCCAUCUACUUCGAAGCAGAGACAAUCCUGUACAAAGCCUCGCACUUUGACGUUGAUGAUCUAUACACCUUUAUCGCAUUCGCGACGUCGCUGUCGCCUGCUGCGCGGAAUGCCAUCUCCCGAUUGACGGUCCAAUGGAUGCCGAUCUGGGUGCCCAUGGCUGGGUUGGAUCAUAAGGGGUCGAUUUAUGCACAUACGCAUAGUGAUGAGUUGUGGGUGCGGUUUUGGGAUAUUGUGGCUUCCUUGGAGGGAUUACGGGGUUUGGCAUUGAGUUUGGAUUUGGGGAGGUUUACUAGUGUCGUUGGGAAUACCGGCGAGGCAGUGGUUUCGGGUCAGAGGAUUCCGUUUGGGAUUAAGGAGGAGUGGGUGAGGCCGAUUCUUGGGGUUAGGGGUUUGGAGGGGUUUGAUUUGGCUGUUACGGCGAGGUGUGAUCUUCUUGCUAAAGGGGUUGUUGAGGGGGAGUUGGUUAGGGAUGUUGGGCUUUUGAGGGAGGCGUUGAGGGGGAUAUUGUGUAGGCCGAGGGAGGGGAGGAAGAAAGGGAUGGAGAGGAAGGGGGUUAGAUUGGCUAUUACUGCUGCUUGA
Messenger RNA from Penicillium egyptiacum, 1107 nucleotides. Lineage: Eukaryota; Fungi; Ascomycota; Eurotiomycetes; Eurotiales; Aspergillaceae. The record is from the annotation of a GenBank genome assembly.